GCUUUGCUAUGCUUUUGUUCCACCCAGGCCGACGCAGUUCCCCAGUUAUAAGUCACCAAAUACAGUCCUGCACGACUCGCAGUACAUGUUACUCCUGGGCCUGAAGGCCUGACAGCCUGUCAGGCCUUCAAGCUUCAGGCCCUGUCUUGUCGCCAUCGCACCCGAAGCGCCCCUGCAGAUGCAUCCAGAGCGCAGCUCGACAGGCCGCGUACGACCCAUCUCAGGUCGGCACGUCCAGCCAAUUUUGCAGACUGGCGUCAGCUGGUGAUAUAAAGAAAUGACCUCACUCUAGCCAGAGGCCCCUAUAUAUGCAUAUCAGGACAGCUGCGAUCAGUCCAUAGCCCGCAUAACGUCCACCAGUCCAACGAGCACAACCCGCCUCGUCCUCUCUCCGCCAUGCAGUUCCUCGCCGGCUUCCCCGGAGUGCGCAUCGCCCAGAUCGUCGGGAUUGGCGCAUCAGGCUACCUCUCAGGCUUCAUCUCCGCCGCCUCCAUCCUCGGCGUGCCCCCGCUCCUCCUCGCCGCACCCGACGUCGCGACGAAGCAAUGGGCCAAGCUCUACCACACCGGCGCGGCCAUCGCACCCACCACCGCGGGCGUUGCGUUCCUCGCCUACCUCUACCUGGGGUACCACUCUGGGCACUACGUCAGCCCGUCGGAGGGUUAUGCGUACCUCGCUGCCGGCACGCUUACCCUCGCGAUCGCGCCGUACACGCUCCUGACCAUGAUGUCAACAAAUAACGAGCUGAAGGCACUUGCGGAGGGCAAGGAGGAGAAGGUGGUCGAGGAGGCCCGCGUGAAAGCACUGCUUCAGAAGUGGUGGAGUCUGAACUUGGUGCGAGCAUUGGGCCCUGCGACGGGCUUCGUGUUGGGGUUGUUUGCUCUUGGAGGCUAUUUCGCCUGAGAGUUGAUUGUACUCUUUUUGCCGAUGUUAACGUGCUCUACUCCUUGUCCUGUACCACUACAUCUCCUAAUGUACUAUACAACUCGACGCCGUUGGUGACAAUAUGUAUACGGCGUACUUUCAGAAA
Rhodofomes roseus is the source of this 1030-nucleotide messenger RNA. RefSeq lists its product as uncharacterized. Lineage: Eukaryota; Fungi; Basidiomycota; Agaricomycetes; Polyporales; Fomitopsidaceae. The transcript has 2 exons. The record is from RefSeq and is a predicted model, not a curated record. The coding region runs from base 397 to 903 and encodes 168 amino acids.